AUGCAGCUGUCCCAGCUGAUCUCCCCUCCACUGGCCCCAGAGAUCUCUGGCCUGGUCCUGGGGGAUCAACUUCUGGCCUCUGGACAAGGAAAAGCAAUUUUCUGGCCCGAGCACCACGUGGUGCUGCUUCGGAGAUUCUUACAGAGAAGAGUCACCGCCUCCGUUGCAGCUUUUUUGGGGAAGGGGAAGGAGCCCAGCAAGCGAGGCCAGGAUAGGCUGCGGAAGGGGAACAGUGCGAUAGGCAGAGCAGGUCUCCUCCUGGCGGCGCUGGUGCUGCUGGUGCUGCUGUGGGCGCCGGGGGUCCGCGGCCAGGGCGGCCCCCAGCGGAGCGCGAUUCUGGGCAUGAGGCUGACGAGCUGCAGCAAAUCGUGUGAGAUAAACACGGAUGGCAUCAUCUCCGUGUCCGAGGGCAGCACGGUGAACCUGAGGCUGUACGGCCAGGGGCUGAACUCCUUCUCCAGCAACCUGAUCUCCUUCACUGAGGUGGACAACGCCGAGACCUUCCACAACUCCACCGAGUGCCCCGAGCUCACCAAGGACCUGGUCGUCCAGAAGCUGGUCAACGUGAGCCGCGGGGACACGUCGGGGAUGCUGGUGGUGCUCACUAAGUUCCUCCGGAGGAGUGAGAACACGAAACUGUAUGCGCUGUGCACCCGGGCGGGCGUGGACAGGCCCUGGCAGAGGUGGACGGACAAGGAUUCUCUGCUCCUCAUGGUGGAGGAGGCUGGGAGGCUCCUGCCCCUCUGGCUGCACGUCCUCAUCAUUAUGGUGCUGCUGGGGCUGUCGGGCAUAUUUUCUGGCCUCAAUCUGGGGCUGAUGGCCCUGGACCCCAUGGAGCUGCGCAUCGUGCAGAACUGUGGCACUCAGAAGGAGCGGCGCUAUGCCCGCAAGAUCGAGCCCAUCCGUCGCAAGGGCAACUACUUGCUCUGCUCCCUGCUCCUGGGGAACGUGCUGGUCAACACCUCCCUCACCAUCCUUCUAGACAACCUCAUUGGGUCCGGCCUAGUGGCCGUGGCCUCCUCCACCAUCGGCAUUGUCAUCUUUGGGGAGAUCGUGCCUCAGGCCCUGUGCUCCCGACACGGGCUGGCCGUGGGUGCCAACACGAUCAUCCUCACCAAAUUCUUUAUGCUGAUCACCUUCCCCCUCAGUUACCCCAUCAGCAAGCUCCUGGACUUCUUCCUGGGUCAGGAGAUCCGCACCGUUUACAAUCGGGAGAAGCUGAUGGAGAUGUUGAAGGUGACCGAGCCCUACAAUGACCUCGUGAAAGAGGAGCUGAACAUGAUCCAGGGGGCCCUGGAACUUCGGACCAAGACGGUGGAGGAUAUCAUGACCCAGCUGCAGGACUGCUUCAUGAUCCGCAGCGAUGCCAUCCUGGACUUUAACACCAUGUCGGAGAUUAUGGAGAGCGGCUACACCCGCAUCCCCGUGUUUGAAGACGAACAGUCCAACAUCGUCGAUAUCCUCUACGUCAAGGACUUGGCCUUCGUGGAUCCCGAUGACUGCACCCCGCUCAAGACCAUCACCCGCUUCUACAACCACCCGGUGCACUUCGUCUUCCACGACACCAAGCUGGAUGCCAUGCUGGAGGAGUUCAAGAAGGGGAAGUCCCACCUGGCCAUCGUGCAGAAGGUGAACAACGAGGGCGAAGGUGACCCCUUCUACGAAGUGCUGGGCCUGGUCACCCUGGAGGACGUCAUUGAGGAGAUCAUUAAGUCCGAGAUCCUGGACGAGUCUGAUAUGUACACUGACAACCGAAGCCGAAAACGAGUCUCUGAGAAGAACAAGCGUGACUUCUCAGCCUUCAAAGAUGCUGACAAUGAACUCAAGGUGAAAAUUUCACCUCAGCUACUUCUGGCUGCUCAUCGCUUCUUGUCCACGGAGGUCCCCCAGUUCAGCCCUGCUCUGAUAUCAGAGAAGAUCCUGCUGCGGCUGCUCAAGUACCCAGACGUCAUCCAGGAGCUCAGGUUUGACGAGCACAACAAGCACUACGUCCGUCAUUACCUGUACACGCGCAACAAGCCAGCCGACUACUUCGUCCUCAUCCUGCAGGGGAAGGUGGAGGUGGAGGCCGGGAAGGAGAACAUGAAGUUUGAGACGGGUGCCUUCUCCUACUAUGGGACUAUGGCCCUGUCCUCGGCCCCUUCUGACCGCUCCCCAUCCCACCCCACGGCCCUCAGUCGCUCGGCCUCCCUCAGCUACCCAGACCGCUCAGAAACGGCAAGCACCGUGCCCUUGGCAGGCAGCAGCAACCAGUUUGGCAGCUCGAUCCUGGGCCAGUACAUCUCUGAUUUCAGCGUGCGGGCACUCAUGGACCUCCAGUACAUUAAGAUCACCCGGCAACAGUACCAGAACGGGCUGCUGGCCUCACGCAUGGAGAACUGCCCCCAGUUCCCCCUGGACGGGUGCGCCAUCUGCACCGAGAACUCAGCUGACAAGGCCGAGCCGCCACCGGCGGACGAGACCACGAACCUGCUGAAUGAGCGCAACUCCUUGCUGCACCGGACGUCUCACGAGAGCGCCAUCUGACAGGAGGGCCCGGGGUCCCCCGCCAGCCCCGCGGGGGCCUCCCCAGUGGGCCCACAAGAAGACAGGGGGCCUGUUAGGCCGGAAGGGGUACAGUUGCCCUGUCUGACUGAGCAGCCAGAGGGUCCCCUGCCUGAGGGGGACCUGGUCUCUGACAGGGUCCUCUGAACAGCUUGGAGGUGGCAGCUGCAUGGCCCCGGACUGUGGGGCAGUAUACCGGCGACCAGGAACGCUCCUAAACUCAGCUCGUUGCACCUCUUUUUAAAUGUCAGGGGGAAGGGAAGACAGGGUUAAGGAACUUUAAAAGCAAUUUUUUUUUUCCACAGAAACUUUAAAAGGGGUAGGGUUUCUCACCCCGGGAAGCAAUAGCCAUAACGUGCUCCCAGUUGUGACCUUCUGGCUGCAUCCCUGACUCAGGGAGCCACCUCUCCCUACUCCUCUUCCACGUCCUCCAGAGAUGGCACCACUGCAGUCUCCUGGAGGAAGAUUUCUUCUUGGGAGAGAAGACAGUUCUUCCCAGGAAGCAAAGAACCAAAUAGCGCUGAGAACAACUGCCUGGAUGCACGCUGAGGCUCACCUGUCGUCACCAAGGCCAAGGGAUUUUUCUGGGAACCCUGGUCAGGGAGGUGACAGUCCCAACUGUGGAGAGGAGCAUGCCUCCUCCUGUCAAUCGCUGGACCCAGGAACCUCCUAGAACCCUGCUGAUGGGGUCUCCUGGUGAGUUGGGUUGGGCCGAGGCUGCCCCACGGUCUGCCUCACGUCCACCCCUUUGGACAGCUCUCCCCUUGUCGUGGGACUGACUCCCAAGUAUUAGGCUGGUCUCACACCGUUAAGACUUCUAACCAGACUGCUCCCCAGGCCCUGCCCUCAGUUUCACCAAAGGUUUCCCCCUGGUGGGGAGAGUGUCUGUGUUAGAGGGGCUUACCUGUGAUGCUCUUUUCGGGGCCAGGAGGGAGCUUGGUCAUGAGCAUCUACAUUGUUAGCAGUCAGUUCAUCCCCCUCCCACCCCAUAGCCAAAGUCAAGUCUCAUUACUGACCCACAAAGCCCUUCUCUCCAGAUUCCCUGCUUCUAAUCCCAAACCCGUGUCUCUUGGGGAUUGAGGUCAGGAGGACGUGUAGGAAGCCAGCACAAGUUGGCUCUUCAUGCCCUUUCCUCUGUGGCCGAGGCUCACCUGACCUUGUUCACGUACUUACAGAACCCGGGAAAGGAGGUUUCCACCUAGAAGGCACCCAGCCAGCAGCCCCGUCCUACCCACGUGUGUGGUCCUAGUGUGAGCUGUCAUCCUGGUCUUUGCUGCAGCCCGUGGUGCUGGACCCUGGGUGCCCCAGCCCCAUCUGCAGUCCUGCAGCUUCUCCCUGAGCAGCAGGCUUCCCCCUGUCGGGGAGGCUGUGGGACCAAGGUCCACUUUGGCCCUUUGGUUGGGUGGAACGGCUGGGGGCCUGGAACAGACGAGGGGGCCUCGCAGGCCUUCCCGCACGUUGUGUAUUCAGCCCGUGAGACCGGGUGCCCCAAGCACUCUGCUGGCAGUGACCGGGAAACGCCUUGCCCCAAGUAUGCUGGGCCCCGGUCAGUGUGACAGGCCUCACCAGUGACAGAAGUGAUUCCCACAAGUCUGGAGAGAAGGUGGUGACACCUGUGGGUGCUCGGCCAUAAGGAAGACACCAGACCUUCGUGCCCUGUCCAGGGAAACCCCUGAGUUUUCUCCAGGAGCAGCUUGCUCUCCGCGUCCACAUGGGGGCUUGCAGUACGGUUUUCCUGGGGUCUGAGUGCUGCCUGAGCCCACCCACUGCCUGAACCUAGUGUUUGUGUGUGAAGUCCAUGGAGCAGGUACACACACUUCCAUGGCUACCUCUCUGCACACACAGAUGCUCUCAAGAGAUGGUCCCUCCUCCCCACCUCUCCCUGUCCCCAUUUAUAAUCACUUUUUGCAGAGGGUCAUGGUUAUUUCCAAAUAUUACUGGUCCGAUGACUUCCUCUUCCCAGUGCAAUUUCUCAUUUCCUAUUCCAGCCUCUGGUUCCUGGGCUGAGCCGUACCCUGGACCUGGCCCAGCCCUGCGCGUCUUCCCAUGGAAGGGGGACCUCUGCAAACAGCAGGCCUCCAUGUGGGUAGGCGAGUCACAGCCACCGUAGCAAGUAACUCGUAUUUAUUUUGCAUAAGACUUUAAUUUGUAUAUUUUUGUGAUUUAUUUUGGCAUUGUUAUGAGUUUUGACUCUCGGGGAGUUUUGUUGUUAUGACUCUUGUGUCUUUUGUCACAAAACAAUGAUAAUAUUUGCUAAACGAUAUAUGGAAUUUAUUUUUGAUUGGUAAUAAAAAAAUGAAAUAUGGAUAAA
Messenger RNA from Odocoileus virginianus texanus, 4855 nucleotides. RefSeq names its product cyclin and CBS domain divalent metal cation transport mediator 4 (gene CNNM4). The record is from RefSeq and is a predicted model, not a curated record. Gene Ontology annotation, biological process: magnesium ion homeostasis; intracellular manganese ion homeostasis; magnesium ion transport. Lineage: Eukaryota; Metazoa; Chordata; Mammalia; Artiodactyla; Cervidae. Gene Ontology annotation, molecular function: magnesium ion transmembrane transporter activity; sodium ion transmembrane transporter activity. Gene Ontology annotation, cellular component: cytoplasm; plasma membrane.